This is a messenger RNA of Exophiala bonariae, 2766 nucleotides long. RefSeq lists its product as uncharacterized. The record is from RefSeq and is a predicted model, not a curated record. Gene Ontology annotation, molecular function: DNA binding; DNA-binding transcription factor activity, RNA polymerase II-specific; zinc ion binding. The transcript is spliced from 3 exons. NCBI's taxonomy places the organism in Eukaryota, Fungi, Ascomycota, Eurotiomycetes, Chaetothyriales, Herpotrichiellaceae. The coding region runs from base 1 to 2766 and encodes 921 amino acids. Gene Ontology annotation, biological process: DNA-templated transcription; regulation of DNA-templated transcription.
AUGCAGACCUAUUCACUCUCCACCGCCGCACCGCCAUCUGGCCCCAAGAACUACGUCUUUGUCGAUGAGCACAAUCGACAUAAGCGCCUCAAGGUUAUGAGAGCCUGUGAAAAUUGUCGCCGCCGGAAAAUCAAAUGCGACUCCGCAACAACAAACACCUGGCCGUGCGCUGCAUGUGUAAGACUGAAAUUACAUUGUGUACCACCAGCAGGAGGCUUGGAAGGCGAUGAUGGUACUGAUCCUGGAUCGCUGUCGUUAGAUACAAUCGAAGCGACUUCUUUUACACAAGACUCCAUCGCCUCUGUAUCUCAAUCCCAACCUUACCAACACAACCCCGCAUUUCAGCUGAAUCAAGGCGAUGCCUUUCAGUACGAUGCUUACGCUCCAAACUACCAAAAAUCUCCCUUCCAGUUACUCGACAAACCGUAUGGUAACUACUAUCCAAGCUCACAACAGUUCCCCGGUGCUUUGAAUGAUCCCUACAACCAGGGCCCGCAAUUGUAUCAACCCGCCCAGCAUGUACCGCCUGUCCGGCAGGAGAGAGCUGGCUCCUCUACGUCCGACCCAGUUACGGCUGAAGACUUGAUGGAACAUCUAGGUUCUCUGAAGAUUGGCGAAAAUGGAAUUGCCCCAUACGUCCGGCAAGAAAAGUCCGCUGGACAAGAUGCUGAAAUCCCGCUUCAAGAACCCGAGCCUGAACCCAACAUUUCCGCGGCAUUGAGUACCGGCGCAGGCUCACAAAUUCGCAUACCACCUGAAUUAAUGCCAUCCCAUGAGGAUGCAAUGCAGGCCUUUAAGACAUUCUUCAGAGACGUCCAUCCCUACGCGCCUGUUCUUGUCAGGAGUAAUUUCUACAACCAAUGGCAGAACGAUCCAUCUUCCAUCAGCCCUCUGGUCUUGGAAGCAAUCCUUGCGAAUGCCGGUCGACUUUCAGAUGAUCCAGCGCAGGGAGCUCAGUGGCUGGCCCUGGCAAACAAGCACGAAGCGUCUUUCCUCGAUAGCCCGAGACUAAGUACAUUGCAAGCCUUGAUCUUGCUGUUAAAAGCAAGGGAGAGUGCACCAAAGAGAGGUUAUUACUACCGCUCAUGGAUGACGUGCAAAACCGCUGUCUCAAUGGCAAAGGAUUUGGAACUGGAUGAACACUUUGGAACUCAUGCAGCGGGUGAGUCAUGUGGGUCAGAUCCGGUGGACUGUUUGACCAAAACACGCGUCUGGCAGACAUUACUCGUCUGCGAGACCAUGGUUGGAGGCCCUCAAGGUCGCACUGACCUUGGAGUUGAUCCCAACUCUGUGGAAAUCAGUACAAAUCCGCCCUGUUCAGAUAUUGACGAAUUCGAGAAGUCAAUCUCAAGACAAUUCGCCUAUUUUGUUCGCAAUGUCCGCAACAUUCGAAUGAUAACAGUUAUUUCUCAGAAACUCAAGAAGAAGAAAGAUUGGGGAUUGGACCAAGAAUUCGUGGCAUGUAAUACGACUUUCAGGAAAUGGCCGGACGACCUGCCAAAGGAUCUCCAAAUCAUCCUACCACCCGAUGGGACCGUUCCAAAAGUCUCUUCACAUUUUCUGGGGAAUAUGCAUUCACACUAUCACCUCGCCAUUGUGAUGCUACGUCGACCUCAAUUGUCAGCCUCCCAAAAUUACUCUGCAGAUGGCAUGUGGAAGCAACAUAUGAGUGUGUGCUAUCACUCCGCCAAGGUCCUUUGCAAAUUGCAAGAAGGAAUUCUUGCAAAUUUUGAUCUUACUGGCCUGUUGUGCAUGCAGCGAGGGAUCAAUUUUACCAUUUACGCCAUUCUCACCUGCAUCAUGAUCCAUCUCAUUGCUAUUUCCUCUCCAGAUACAGAGUUCAAUACGGAUGCACGCGAUUUCUUCGUCCGCCAUAUGCGAAUCCUGGAGCGAUGUAUAGCGGCCUGGCCGAUGACCGAAACUGAAGCACAAAUAAACGCACUACGUGCAGCAUUUUCCGCGGAUGUCACAAAACCCUUCGAAUUGAGAGAAUCUUUUCCUCUUGGAUCACCCUCCGACCACUCGGGACCAUCGCCUAUUCCUCACUCGGCCCCACAGCCACAACCGAACAUGCUCGAUCUUCAACCACAGACGACCAAUGCCUACAUCCCUCAACACCUGCAACUAAACACAAUGCGUGGGCAGACGCCGUAUCUAGCGACUCCACCGGUAUCAGCCUACUCCGCGACCGACUCGAAACCACCCACCCCUAUCUAUGCGUCACCAUACGAACUCCCUGAGCACGCUCAGUACCCCACAAUGCCAACCAGUGCAGGUGGCUACUACCCACAACCGACAUCCGUUCCUGGCCCCGAGCUUCAAUGGAAUCCAACACCGAUCAUCCAACAAUUCGAUACAGCAUUCGCCAUUCCACCCUCUCAACUUGCACCACCUCCAUCACUCUACGGUGGUAGCGGCUCCUCACCCCCGGGGGCGGCAGGAAUGGGUUCAUUGAAUACAAGCUUUGCCACGACCAACUCUCCACCAUUCACCACCUCGCCUCCAGGCUAUAAUCAACACCAGCAACAACACCACUAUUUCGCCCAACACGCCCAGUCAUUCCACCACGACACCAGCAGCCCCAUAGCAGGCCAACCCGCCCAGCUUCCCAGCUCCGUGGCCCCUGCAUACACUGCCAGUGGAGGAGGAGGAGGCGCCGUGAAUCCUGCAAUGCAGUUUGUCACUCCUCGCCAAUGGCAACAGAGCGUGCAAAGCGUUAUUGACCCAUCCGGUCUGAAACGACGUUGGGACUACGAUCAACAUUAA